Molecule: messenger RNA, 2418 nt
Organism: Rhodamnia argentea
Lineage: Eukaryota; Viridiplantae; Streptophyta; Magnoliopsida; Myrtales; Myrtaceae
Product: DNAJ protein JJJ1 homolog
Exons: 3
Coding region: 176-2026 (616 amino acids)
Molecular function (GO): zinc ion binding; nucleic acid binding
Source: RefSeq, a predicted model, not a curated record
UCCCGUUGAAUCCUCCACGGCGCUUGCGGAAUCUGCAUAAACCCUAGUCGAAGAAAUCGACAAGAUCAUCGUGUUGAUUUCUCCACUACAUCCGUUUUCUUCGUUGAAUCUGUGUCCUCGGAGAAUUUCUCUUUCGAAUUCCUGACGAGAAAAGGCGGCGGCGGCGGCGGCGGCGAUGGCAGCGGACAAGCGGUGCCACUACGAGGUCCUCGGCCUGUCGCGCGACUGCACUGCCGAUGAAAUCCGCGCCGCCUACAGGAAGCUCGCCCUCCAACGCCAUCCGGACAAGCUCGUCCAGUCUGGCUUGUCCCAGGAGGAAGCCACCGCUCAGUUCCAAGAGCUCGCUCACGCCUACGAGGUCCUCUCCGAUCCCAAGGAGCGCGCCUGGUACGAUUCCCACCGCUCGCAAAUCUUGUUCUCCGAUCGCAGUAGCUCGGCGUCGAAUUCGCCUGUCCCGAAUCUGUUCUCGUAUUUCUCGAAUACCGUGUUCUCUGGGUAUUCCGAUUCGGGGAAGGGAUUUUAUAAGGUGUAUGCGGAUGUGUUUGAAAAGAUUUACGCCAAUGAGAUCAGUUACGCGAGGAAGAUGGGGUUGGGGCUCGAUUCGGUGAGGGAAGCGCCGCUAAUGGGCAAUCUGGAGAGUCCGUACACGCAGGUGACGGCGUUUUAUAAUUACUGGUUAGGUUUUUGCACGGUGAUGGAUUUCAUGUGGGUGGACAUGUAUGAUGCUGCGGCAGGCGUGAACAGGAAGUCGAGGAGAGUGAUGGAGGAGGAGAACAAGAAGCUCAGGAAGAAGGCGAAGAGGGAAUUUAAUGAGACUGUGAGGGGUUUGGCAGAGUUUGUGAAGAAGAGGGAUAAGAGAGUGGUUGAUAUGACGGUGAAGAGGAAUAUGGAGAAUGAGAAGAGGAGGGAGGAGGAGAGGGAGAGGAAGAAGCGGUUGGAGAGGGAGAGGAUGGAGAGGGCAAAGGCGUACGAGGAGCCAGAGUGGGCGAGGGUUGAGGAGGAAGCAGGCGAAGAAGGAGGGUCUUUAGGGGAAGAGGAAGAUGGAGAGAGGAGUCAGGAGAAAGAGCUUUAUUGCGUCGCGUGCGGGAAAAAGUUUAAGAGCGAGAAGCAGUGGGAGAAUCACGAGAAGUCAAAAAAGCAUAAGGAGAAGGUCGCCGCAUUGAAGGAGUCAUUUGUUGAGGAUGAUGGUGAUGAUGAGGAGGAGAACGAGGAUGCUGAGGCGAUACGAGUUGAGGACGAUGGUGUGUUGGAGAUAGGAGAGAGGAUGAGGGAUGAUUUGAAAAUUAAGGAGGAACAAAAAGAUCAGAUUCAGGAUGCAGGUGAGAUGAGUGAGGAAGAGAGGUUCUUCGAUGUUGAUGAAAGCAACAAGGAAGAAGGGACUAAGGAGAUGGAAGGACCUUCUCACAAUGAUGACGACGACGACGAACUCGAUGAAAUGAGUCUUCUUGAGGCAAUGUUGUCCGGGCGCAAGAAUAGAAGGAAAAUGGCUGCAAUGCAGGAAGAGCUUAGAGCGUCUUCCAAAGUCGAUGCCCAAAAUGGUGAAGAAGAAUUCAUGGAGUAUGAUAACAGGAAAAGCACCAGAAGGAAUCGUGGGGCUAAGAACGAGAGGUUCAGAAAGAACAAUGGAGAAGAUGCAGAUACUAAUAGCAAAGCUAAUGAUCAGAGUGAUAGAACAAAUACCAAUAGCAAAGCUAAUGAUCAGAAUGAUAGAACAAACGGAGAUGAUGGUACGGUCGUGGAUGGCUCGGCUUGCGAGUUUCCUCACAAAAAAGAUGAAAGCGAAGCUAUGGGAGGCAAUGGAAUGGCGAAAACUCAAACUCUAAACCAACCUUCCGAUAGAAAGAGGAUGGGAAAGAAAGAUCUGAUCGCUAAAUCAAGUAAUGCACCUAAAGGGAGGAAAGCCAAGGCAUCAGCGAAGAAUUCUGACAAUUUUUGUGAGACCUGUGGGAAGGAAUUUGAGUCCAGGAACAAAUUGCACAAGCAUUUGGGAGAGACAGGCCACGCUUCGCUGAAAUUCCGAAGAUGAAAUACUCGAUUCAGUUUUGCUUCAUUGAACCAUUCCUGAAGCUAGUGACAAUGCCUUUGCAGGCCUCCAUUUGUACCCAUUUUGUUGUUUCUUUACAUAGGUUUAAUUUAAAAGGGCAGAAAAUACUUGAAGAAGGCACAGGAUCCUGAUUUUUAUGCCGACUUUAGGCUUAGACAUCAUUUCAAGUGCAUGUGGGGCUUGCUAUUUGAAGUCCCCGUCCUAAUUUAUGAUAUGCUCCGAAGGAGCAAAGCAUGUACAAUUUCAUUUUGCUGGUGUGCGUAAACAUUAUGGUCAGUGUCAGUCUCUGACUAUGACUUCGAUGGUACCACGAUCCUUUCUCUGAGGUGAAAUAAAAGCUAUACACAUCGCACUUAUGGUUGACACUGAUCUAA